Molecule: messenger RNA, 702 nt
Organism: Metopolophium dirhodum (rose-grain aphid)
Lineage: Eukaryota; Metazoa; Arthropoda; Insecta; Hemiptera; Aphididae
Source: RefSeq, a predicted model, not a curated record
AUGAUCGGAAACAGACCGUCUAAAGAAAUGUACAAAGAUCGCGUAUAUUUGCUUGCACUACAUUUCAUAAAGGAGAGCAAAGAUCUAAUUGGAGGUAUAAUGCUAUUCAAUACAGUAGACACGGCUGCAUCGAUGUGUGAAAAAUUAUUGGAAGAUAUGCCAUCAUAUAUUAGAUUAGAUACUUGUCAAAAUAUGCUAUGUUUUGAUAAAGAAAAAAGUUCGGCAGGAAGGGUUGUCAUUACAUUUCUUGGCGUCGAUGGGACUAUUAAUUUGCAAAAAGAAAUAGACGAUUUUUUUCAACCAAUUACAAAAUUCUGUGUAUCAAUAAAUUGUAAUUGCUCAAGAGAAGUGGUUACAAAACCAACCAAUCAUAUAGUAGUGGAACUAUUGUCAAUACCAAAAGGUUUUAGAGCUUCCGGUAAAUAUAGUCAUCUUGAAAAUACAAAGAAAAUUUCACAAAAUUAUGCAGGAAAGGUUUGGUUGAAACUUGGAGAUAUUAGCAAGACAAUAACAAUUAAUGGAGAUGUGUACAAUUUAAGAGGGGUAACUGCUUUUGAUGGAUCGGCAAGAGAAUUAAGACUCAUAGCAUAUGAUUUGAGAUAAAAUGAUCAAUGGCAAUGCUAUGACGAUUUAAAGGAUCAAGUAUCAACAAAAUCAAAAAGUUUUAAAGUUAAUGCUGAAAUUUUAUUUUAUACAAAAUAA